GGACGGACCGUCGGACUGCAGUCCGGAUCCGCAAGGUGAUCGCCGCCUUACUCAGAAUCCGGACGCCCCCGACCUAAUGUAGCAGCGAAAUAAGUUCCAAGGCCGACGGCUAUUACAUUCAGACGUUUCCACCAACGCACCAACAUCUCUUUUCAGAUUCCAUGACAAGGAUAUCCUAGCUGCGAAAGAACACCGAAUUGGGAGUCAGACUGACAGCCUGGGUUCUAGGCCUGACUGUCAUUAACUGGUGGGGAAACAUGAACCAGAAGAUACUGAAAUUGGAGAACUUGAUACGAUUUCACACUGUCCUUAGGCAGCUGCACAGCCUGGGUCAAAGAAGAAUGUUAGCACAGUGGAGUCCUGUGUUUUCAUCUGCCUACCCAGUGUGGACAGCUCAGCUCUGCAUCCGGCCCUGGCAAACAGACCCACUCGUUGGGGUGGCUUUAUCUCAAUAUAGGCUUCUAGUAACAAAGAAGGGGGAAAAAGCACAGAGAUCUCCGUUAUCUUCAUCAAAAUCCAAAAAGGAAGUGGAGGUAUGGAUUGGAAUGACUGUUGAGGAACUGGCCAGAGCAAUGGAAAAAGACAUAGAUUGUGUGUAUGAAGCUUUAAUGAACACUGCUAUUGACAUAGAUUCACUAGAAGCACACUCACAUUUAGAUGAAGUCUGGAUCAAAGAAGUGAUAAAGAAGACGGGGAUGAAAUUAAAAUGGAGCAAAUUAAAACAGGACAAAGUCAGAGAAAAUAAAGAUGCUGUAAGAAGGCCUCAGGCAGAUCCAGCUUUAUUAACCCCAAGGUCCCCAGUUGUUACUGUAAUGGGCCAUGUUGAUCAUGGGAAAACGACGUUACUUGACAAACUGCGAAAAACUCAAGUGGCAGCAAUGGAAGCUGGAGGCAUCACUCAGCACAUUGGUGCCUUUCUUGUAUCUAUGCCUUCUGGGGAAAAGAUAACCUUUCUUGAUACUCCAGGACAUGCUGCUUUCUCAGCAAUGAGAGCCAGAGGUGCUCAGGUCACUGACAUUGUCAUAUUGGUUGUAGCUGCAGAUGACGGAGUGAUGAAACAAACUGUAGAAUCUAUUAAGCAUGCCAAAGAUGCUCAAGUUCCUAUUGUCGUUGCUAUAAACAAAUGUGACAAAACUGAGGCUGAUCCUGAAAAAGUGAAAAAAGAAUUGCUAGCUCAUGAUGUGGUGUGUGAGGAUUAUGGAGGUGACGUUCAGGCAGUACACAUCUCUGCACUCACGGGCGAUAAUCUGAUGGCUUUGGCAGAGGCAACAAUUGCUCUGGCAGAAAUGUUAGAAUUGAAAGCAGACCCCAAUGGUCCAGUAGAAGGAACAGUAAUAGAAUCUUUCAUGGACAAAGGAAGAGGACCUGUUACUACAGCUGUAAUUCAAAGAGGAACUUUGAGGAAAGGCUCCAUUCUGGUUGCUGGAAAGAGUUGGGCAAAAGUACGCUUAAUGUUUGAUGAGAAUGGAAAACCAAUCCAUGAGGCCUGUCCCAGCACGCCAGUGGGAAUUGUAGGCUGGAGAGACCUCCCGUCUGCAGGAGAUGAAAUUCUUGAAGUAGAAUCUGAGCCUAGGGCACGUGAAGUUGUUGACUGGCGGAAGUGUGAGCAAGAACAGGAGAAAAACAAAGAGGAUCUGAAAAUAAUAGAAGAAAAGCGAAAGGAACACCAAGAAGCACAUCGGAAAGCCCGUGAGAAAUAUGGCACUUUGCACUGGAAGGAGAGAUCAUUUCUAAAAUACCAAGAAAAAAAAGAACAAAAACCCUUAAGGACAAAAGAGAAAGAAGAAAGGGAUUCAAAUGUACUUCCUAUAAUUAUUAAAGGUGAUGUUGACGGUUCUGUUGAAGCCAUUGUGAACAUUAUGGAUACUUAUGAUGCUUCACAUGAGUGUGAACUUGAAUUAGUACAUUUUGGUGUGGGUGAUGUCAGUGAAAAUGAUGUUAACCUUGCUGAAACAUUUCAUGGUGUCAUAUAUGGCUUCAAUGUGAAUGCAGGCAGUGUUAUCCAGAAGUCUGCUACAAAAAAAGGAGUAAAAAUUAAACUUCACAAAAUCAUUUACCGUCUAAUUGAAGAUUUGCAGGAGGAACUGAGCAGCAGAUUGCCCUGCAUUGUGGAGGAGCACCCAAUUGGUGAGGCUUCUAUACUCGCUACUUUCUCUGUAACAGAAGGGAAGAAAAAAAUUCCUGUGGCUGGCUGCCGAGUCCAAAAGGGUCAGUUAGAAAAACAAAGAAAAUUUAAAUUAAUCCGUAACGGACAUGUUAUUUGGAAAGGUUCAUUAACCUCAUUGAAACACCAUAAAGAUGACAUGUCAGUCAUCAAAACUGGAAUGGAUUGUGGUCUCAGUUUGGAUGAAGAAAAGAUAGAAUUUAAAGUGGGAGAUGAAAUUGUUUGUUAUGAAGAAAAAGAAGUUCCAGCCAGGACUUCUUGGAAUCCAGGAUUUUAAAACUGUAUUAAAAAAUGUAAACAAUUAAUGGGGUGCCUGGCUGGCUCAGUG
Molecule: messenger RNA, 2492 nt
Organism: Hyaena hyaena (striped hyena)
Lineage: Eukaryota; Metazoa; Chordata; Mammalia; Carnivora; Hyaenidae
Gene: MTIF2
Product: mitochondrial translational initiation factor 2
Exons: 16
Coding region: 258-2441 (727 amino acids)
Biological process (GO): translational initiation
Molecular function (GO): translation initiation factor activity; GTPase activity; GTP binding
Source: RefSeq, a predicted model, not a curated record